GUAUACUCUUGUAUCAAGAAGACGGCAGAGCUGACUUGUAAAAAAAAAAAAAUCUAUAAUUUCAUUCAGAGAUACGGGUUUCUGAAGGUCGUAGACAAUGUUUUCCCUGCUGUGUCGCUGGGCUCUGGUGUGGCUGGCUGUGACCUUCACCUGUAGCCAAUGUGAGGACUGUCGUGUCCAGGAUGGGAAACCAGGGCAGCCAGGUGUCGCUGGGCGGGACGGCUUGCCCGGACAGAAAGGUGAAAAGGGGGAUCCAGCUUUGCAGGAUCCAACUGUGGUGUUUGUCAAAGGCGAUCGGGGAGACUUAGGGAACCCAGGACCUAUUGGCCCAAAAGGGCAUCCGGGAAUCGUCGGUGUUUCAGGACUUCCAGGUGCUCCAGGUCCCAAGGGUGCCUCUGGAGAUGGCUCAAACCUCUCCGCUCAAAAAAUGCCAGCUUUUUCUGUGGUGCGGACCACAGCGGGGCACCCCAGGCACGAUCGGCCUAUAGGAUUUGACCGCGCAAUCACUGAUAUGACUGGUGAUUUUAACCUUGGUAGUGGCGAGUUCAGCUGUAAAGUGCCUGGUGUGUAUUAUUUUGUCUUCCAUGCCAUGUCUGAGGGGAAUCUGUGCCUGAGACUGAGGAGCAGCAGUGGUACCAGGCUGAGUUUUUGUGACUUCAACACGAAGAAACGCACUCAGGUCCUGUCUGGAGGAGCGGUGCUAACGCUAGUCAAAAAUAGCAAGGUGUGGAUAGAGGCUUUCAAACAUCAAAACGCCGACGCUAACUUCAUGACGCAGACCUUUGAAACAUCUCUGGUGUUCAGCGGAUUCCUGAUCUAUUCAAGUAAUUAAGCGCUGGUGGCAUAUUCAUGGCUCAAAGAAAUUUUUAGCAUAUUAGCAAAAUCGCUUAAUCAACUCUCUGGCAUUCAAAUGAAUUUCUGUUGCUCUCGGUUUGCGUCGGUUUGA
Chanos chanos (milkfish) is the source of this 946-nucleotide messenger RNA. RefSeq names its product complement component 1, q subcomponent, A chain (gene c1qa). Bases 98 to 832 code for a protein of 244 amino acids. The transcript has 3 exons. Gene Ontology annotation, molecular function: protein binding. The record is from RefSeq and is a predicted model, not a curated record. NCBI's taxonomy places the organism in Eukaryota, Metazoa, Chordata, Actinopteri, Gonorynchiformes, Chanidae.